This is a messenger RNA of Vittaforma corneae ATCC 50505, 375 nucleotides long. RefSeq lists its product as uncharacterized. The record is from RefSeq and is a predicted model, not a curated record. Lineage: Eukaryota; Fungi; Microsporidia; Nosematidae. The transcript has a single exon. The coding region runs from base 1 to 375 and encodes 124 amino acids.
AUGCUUUUCGUUCAGACUGUUAUUUCUUUGAUCUGUAAGCUUUGUUUAUUGGCACCAUUUAUUAGCUUGCUGUCCUUAUCUGAAAAUCCAGAGUUUAUACAAGAAUGUAAUCAUUACAUGCAGCAUUCUCUUAAGUACCCUUCAUUUUCCAGACAGAUGAAGUUCACUCCAGUAAAUUCAAGCUUUGUUUUCGAACCAAUAACAACUCCAAAUAAAAACAUCCAAAGCUAUUUUAUGAGGUCCGAGCAGUCUUUUUUCACUCCAGAAAACCUAAAAUAUCCAUUAUACCCGUCUUCAGACCCUGCUGCACAGUUCCUAGUCUUAGACGGACUUAUUGUGGUUAAUGGUAAAAAAUCGAGCAUGACUUCCUUUUAA